Salvia splendens (bonfire salvia) is the source of this 1295-nucleotide messenger RNA. Its product is annotated as probable serine/threonine-protein kinase PIX13. Gene Ontology annotation, molecular function: ATP binding; protein kinase activity. The record is from RefSeq and is a predicted model, not a curated record. The coding region runs from base 328 to 1119 and encodes 263 amino acids. Gene Ontology annotation, biological process: protein phosphorylation. The transcript has 6 exons. NCBI's taxonomy places the organism in Eukaryota, Viridiplantae, Streptophyta, Magnoliopsida, Lamiales, Lamiaceae.
UAUACAUAAAAAUAUCAUCUUUAUUCCAAAAUCUGUAAUUCCUUCAACCAAAUUUCAUUCUUUAAAGUCAAAUUCUGAGGGAGAAGGAAUUGCUUAGUCUUUGAAGUAUUGUGGGAGUUGGGAGUCAAGUUAUUCAAAUGGGAAAUUGCUUUGGAUCUCAGCCAGCUGCGGAUCCUAUCCCUUUUCCUGCUAUUAAUAAUUCCAGUGGACCAUCCACUCAAGCUACUUCGGUUAAUCAUAGCAAUGGCGGAACCACAGACAGCAGCAGAGGGUUUAGCCAGAUUUCGAAUGGUGUGUGAUGAAUCCGCGAAUUUCUGAUGGUGAUGAAUGCAGGAAAAUACAGAUCACGACACAGAGAUUUACGUGGUUCGAUUUACUGAGGCAGAAGUGGACUUUCUAGGCAGGCUUUCACAUCCUAACUUGGUGAAGCUUUUGGGAUACUGUUUGGAGGAUCCAGAGCUAUUACUCGUUUACGAGUUUAUGGAGAAGGGGAGCCUCGAGAACCAUCUUUUCAGAAGAAAUGCUGCAAAUGAGCCUUUAUCUUGGAACAUGCGGCUCAGAAUAGCCAUUGGAGCAGCAAGGGGCCUCGCCUUCUUGCACUCCUCUGAAAGGCAAGUCAUCUACAGAGACUUCAAGGCGUCCAACAUUCUGCUCAAUGGCAUUUACAACCCAAAAAUAUCUGAUUUCGGACUAGCAAAACUGGGGCCUGCAGGCGAGAAUUCUCAUGUAACGACUCGAAUCAUGGGCACACACGGCUACACUGCACCCGAGUACAUUGCAACGGGGCAUCUGUAUGUAAAGAGUGAUGUGUAUGGCUUUGGCGUUGUGCUGCUCGAGAUGAUGACUGGGCUGAGGGCGCACGACACUAGACGGCCUACUGGGCAGCAGAGCCUGGUUGAGUGGUUGAAACCGGACCUCUCACAUCGCCGGAGGCUCAAGGCACUAAUGGAUAGUCAGAUGGAAGGGCAGUACUCGUCCAAGGCCUCGUUUGAGGCUGCAAAGCUCACACUUAGAUGCUUGGAACCGGAUCCCAGGAAGCGGCCCUCAAUGGAGGAGGUCGUGGUGGAGUUAGAACGUAUUGCAGCCAUGAGUACUUCUCAUCGGCCACCACCAUUGUGAUUGUUGGAUGGUUGUUUGACAAUCUGCAUGUUUGCACCAUUUUGAGUGUAUAAUAUAUAGUGUAGUGAAUUUGUUUGUUAGAGAAUUUUGUUUGUAAGCUUGUAAACACAAACAUCAAAAUUGAGAUUUAAGGAAAUGGAUAAAUAUUCAAAAUACAGGGAAAAUUAAUUAUGGAA